This is a messenger RNA of Toxotes jaculatrix (banded archerfish), 3165 nucleotides long. RefSeq names its product calponin 1, basic, smooth muscle, b (gene cnn1b). The record is from RefSeq and is a predicted model, not a curated record. Gene Ontology annotation, biological process: actomyosin structure organization. NCBI's taxonomy places the organism in Eukaryota, Metazoa, Chordata, Actinopteri, Toxotidae. The coding region runs from base 246 to 1142 and encodes 298 amino acids. The transcript has 7 exons. Gene Ontology annotation, molecular function: actin binding.
UGUCGGAAAGUUGUCCAAGAGCCUCACAAGCAGGUCCGAGCACGACUGCGACGAAAAACGACAUCAACAACAACAACAAAGAGAAAAAAAAAGAAAAGAAAAGAAAAAAGAAAGAAAAAAAGAUUCUCACGGAUUUGUUCGGGACUUUUUCUGUGUGUCUCCCCUGCCUCGGACACAGAGCUGUAACCUGCUUCUCCAUUUUUAAAGCCCUCCUCAGCUCCACUGUAAAUAGACAAAACAACAGAAUGACAACACAUUUCAGGAGCGGCCCUGCCUUCGGACUUUCAGCCGAGGUCAAGAGUAAGCUGGCAGGGAAGUAUGACCCCCAGAAAGAGGAGGAGCUGAGGCUGUGGAUUCAGGAUGUGACUGGCAAGAGGAUGGGGGACAACUUCAUGGAGACUCUGAAAGAUGGAGUCCUGUUGUGCGAACUCAUUAAUGUUCUCCAGCCAGGUUCUGUGAGAAAGAUCAACCACUCCAGUCAGAACUGGCACCAGCUGGAAAACAUAGGGAAUUUUGUCCGUGCGAUCACAGACUAUGGCCUGAAGCCACAUGACAUCUUUGAGGCCAACGAUCUGUUUGAAAAUGUCAACCACACUCAGGUCCAGUGCACACUCAUCGCUCUGGCUGGAAUGGCCAAGUCCAAAGGUUUCCGCUCCAAGUAUGACUUAGGAGUGAAGUACGCUGAGAAGCAGCAGCGCCGCUUCGCUCCAGAGAAGCUCAGGGAGGGACGCAACAUCAUAGGUCUGCAGAUGGGCACCAACAAGCUUGCCAGCCAAAAGGGCAUGACUUCAUAUGGCACACGACGCCAUCUGUAUGAUUCCAAGAUAGGCAUGGAAAACCCAAUGGACCAGUCUACUAUCAGCCUACAGAUGGGUACCAACAAGGGAGCCAGUCAGUCUGGCAUGACAGCUCCUGGAACCAGGAGGCACAUCUUUGACAAGAAGCUGGAGCUGGAGAACUGUGACACCACCACCAUCUCUCUGCAGAUGGGCACCAACAAAGUGGCCUCCCAGCAGGGCAUGACCACCUACGGCCUGCCCCGCCAGGUCUACGACAACAAGUACUGCACCAACCCCACCGAGACCUACUAUAACAACGGCAGUGAGAUGGAGUUUGACGGCUACAACCAGUACUCAGAUUAAAAAAAAAAAAUUUUAAAUACGGACAGCCUCACCCCGCCCCCCCCACCCCACCCCUUUUGCUCUAACUUUACAUCCCAGACUGUUAUUUAACACUGUUUGACAUCAUUGUCUUCUUUACUGCCCUUUCAAAAAAUUUCAUGCGGUGGCCAACUUCUGUAUCUCAUUGCGCUGAUAAAUUUUAUUACUGCUACAAAAACCCUAACAACUCUCAGAAGUUGAGAUUUAAUGACCUUCGCUAUUUAUAGAUUGUUUUUUUUUUCUACUGCUUUUUAUACUUGCAUUGUAAUUAGAGAUUUUUUUUUAACUGUUUCUACCCCUCGCCUCACCUCCCUGCCCUUCCAGUCCAGUUUGAACACUGACGAAGCAGAAUUUGAAAGUUCCUUAAAAGGAAACAAGUGACCGUGUUGGUGCUAUUGAACUUUGACCCAGUUGGAACAGAGUCCACGUUGGAGCUCCACAGGCUCCAGGAUUCCACUGCUCGGGAUGACACAGAAGCUCCGGGUCCACAGGCUGACCGGGCGACGCAGGAAGACUUGUAGCUUUGUGCGGACAUUGCUUUGUUUUGUGAGCACCUGCGCUGACAAAUAGUCGUGUUCACAAGCCUGCCAGAUUACCCAUUUUGCCAAUUUACGGGGCUAAUUUCUAUGGCUUGUGUGCAGCAUGAGUCUUUGUGUUUUUUGAGGAAGUAUUUAGACAAAGUAGCGGGGUCUGUCAGACGAUGCAUUUAUAAAACAGAGGAGUAAAUGUAGGUGUUGUGAUGUCCGGUUUGAUAUUAGGGUAAACUUAGUCACCAGUAGUUUUUGUACUGCAGGUGAACCUGUUGUCUUUUCUUCCAUCCGUUUGGAAACCCUUUUUCUACUUGCCUUUUGCCUCAGUGAACUUUGGCUUUAGUGCUGUUGCUCCAUUUGCACUUUACCUGGCCUCACCUUGUGUGUGCAGUGAACAGUGGAGGGAUGUAACUAGGCACAGUUACUCACAUACUGUGCUUAGGUACACAUUUAAGGUACUUGAACUUGUUUCCCAUUUGAUGCCACUUGAUACUUAUACUCCACUAAAGUUGUCAGUUACAGUUGCUUUACAAAAUAAGAUUUUACAUACCAAUUAGUUUAUAAAAUACAUUUUAAGAACAGGUAAUAAUAUAAUAGUAUAAUAAUCACAGUCAUUUUCCUGCAUUGAGUACUUUUACUUUUAAUACUUAAAAGUACAUUUAGCUGAUAAUGCAAAAGGAGUAUUUUUACAUUGUGGUAUUACUACUUUUACUUGCGCAAAGUCUCUGAGUACUUUGUCCACCACUGGCAAUAACUUGCAAUAUCAAAGCAGACCCAGGUGCUUGCUGAUAAUUGCUAAUGUGAAUCUUGCCAAAUACACAGAUGAGAUUCUACUUUUGAAAUUUCUGCAUCAUACUGUUAACCCACCGAAUGUCUUGAAUGUAAUGUUGUUGUAAGGUUAGAAGUGCCGCUAGCUGUCACGGGAUUCAUUUUCAACACAUUAGAGUGCAGAAAUGUACAUUUCACCAAGUUAGAAACAGAAGAGGCUCAGAUGCUUGUGGUGUGGUGUUACACAUCAAAACCUCUGUGUUUCUUUGUAAGACAUGCCGAUUUAUUGGCUUUGAUUUAGUGUCAGAAGUAAGCUUUAAACAAGAGUCAUGUUUGUGCUCCUGUGCUAAACGGACCAACAUCUAAGCUCCUGAUGUGUUCAUUGUCUUUCAUCAACAAAAGGCGCUACAGCCGUGAUUUUAGACAUGUAGCAGGGUGCCAUCUAGUGGAGAAAAAUCACAUGUACAUUUACUGUAUUUUCAAUCCGCCAAACGACCAAACAUUCCUUUUAUUCAAUCAAAUGUAGGAAUGUAGAUUUUUUUUUUAACAGUUCAUUGAUUUAUGAGCAUUAUAACCCUGUGGUAUCCAGAAUGGCAAUAAUGUAAAUGUAUAGUAACAUUUCACCCUAAUGUGUUGGCUUUGUUUCAACAUUGCUCGAACUAUACAUCUUCGCUAACCUUUUGAUUUUUUUUUUUUUUUUUUUUUUU